GAAAUCAUCGAUAGAGCGACCAUCGAUAAAUUUACAUUUAUUCACGCUUUUGCUUUUAAAACGAAUUGUGCAACAAAUACGGUAAAAAUUUGACUAAUUGCAUUCGAAGUUCAAUAAAAGCAUUUUAAAAAAAUGAGUGACGGAAAGGAACAGAAGCCUGGCGAUGGCAUCCGCUCCAUGCGGAGCACGGGCGUCUUCCGUUUGAUCAACUUUGAACUGUACACAAAGCCGAACAUGGUCGUCAUGGGCCUGGGCUUGACAGCUAUAACUGGAGUCUUUGGAUAUAUUGCCUACAUGCGGUACAAGUACCAGAGUUUGGGCUACUAUGUGGCCGUCAAGGAAGACGGAAAGGAGGAGUUUAUCAAGAAGAAAUCAAAUUGGGAGCUGUAGCAUUGUAUCUUUGUGGAAACUUCUUUAUUCGCUUGAUAGCACAAUUUGGUACAUAAAUUUCUGUUGUUUCGAGUAA
This is a messenger RNA of Drosophila pseudoobscura, 466 nucleotides long. Its product is annotated as small integral membrane protein 8. Lineage: Eukaryota; Metazoa; Arthropoda; Insecta; Diptera; Drosophilidae. The record is from RefSeq and is a predicted model, not a curated record. Bases 133 to 390 code for a protein of 85 amino acids. The transcript is spliced from 2 exons.